AUGAUUGGUGCAAAGCUGUUCAGCGAAGAGGCAAUUGCUAAGCUGAAACAGCGUUCUUUAUUAUCUGGAAUAAAAGCACAUGGAUCUUUGAAACCAGUUCUUGCGCCAAUGAAACUUUCAACAAAUAUUUUGAUUCAAAGUUUCUCACAGAAUCGAGAAAAUUUGAUAAAAUUUACAUUUGGUACAGGUAUGACAUUCGAGACAUCAAGUACAAUAACAGUAUUUGAAGAAACGAUAAAUUUUUCACAAAAAAUUCAACCAAAAAAGAUAGCAGAAGAGAAAAUAAAUGAAAGUGAAGAAAAAGAAGCGAUACCUAUCGAAGAAAAAGAAUUUGAGCUACAAAAUACAGACAAUAGCGAAGAAAAUGAAAAUAUAUUGUUUAAUAAUACAGCAAAAUUAUAUGCAUUCGUUGUGGAUGAGAAUGAAAAAGGCAGAUAUUCUCAAAGAUUUACAGGAACAUUGCAUUUAAAUGAAUGUUCAGAUUUUUCCAGAAUUGUUAUGAGAAACACACUUGGCAAAGUUUGUUUAAAUUGUAGAUUGUUUAAACAAAUGAACCCUUCGUUACAAGGCCAAAAUUUUGUUAAAAUACUUUUGCAAAAUUCAGAAGGCAAUUAUCAAGUUUCAUUGCUACAGUUUAAAGACUCUUCCUUGGCUAACUCGUUUUUAUCAUCUUUACAACAGCUUUUAUCAAAGCUUUAA
Messenger RNA from Trichomonas vaginalis G3, 699 nucleotides. Its product is annotated as RanBD RanBP3 domain-containing protein. The transcript has a single exon. Lineage: Eukaryota; Parabasalia; Trichomonadida; Trichomonadidae. The record is from RefSeq and is a predicted model, not a curated record. Gene Ontology annotation, biological process: intracellular transport. Gene Ontology annotation, molecular function: GTPase activator activity. Gene Ontology annotation, cellular component: nuclear pore; cytoplasm. The coding region runs from base 1 to 699 and encodes 232 amino acids.